Messenger RNA from Verticillium dahliae VdLs.17, 1866 nucleotides. RefSeq names its product phosphate-repressible phosphate permease. The coding region runs from base 1 to 1866 and encodes 621 amino acids. NCBI's taxonomy places the organism in Eukaryota, Fungi, Ascomycota, Sordariomycetes, Glomerellales, Plectosphaerellaceae. The record is from RefSeq and is a predicted model, not a curated record. The transcript is spliced from 3 exons. Gene Ontology annotation, cellular component: membrane. Gene Ontology annotation, biological process: phosphate ion transmembrane transport.
AUGGUUCUUCACGAGUACACCUACGUCUUCGCCAUCGGCACGUGCUUCGCCCUGCUCGAGGCCUACAACAACGACGAUGUUGCCAACGCUUGGGCGACCUCCGUGUCGUCCCGUUCCGUUACCUACCGCCAGGCCAUGCUCCUGUGUCUUGUCUUUGAGAUGACCGGUGCCUUGGCAGUUGGCGCCCGCACUGCCUCGACCAUCAAGAACGGUAUCAUCCCCAUCGAGGCCUUCGACGGCAACGCUGGCGUUCAGCUGCUCGCCUUUGCCUGCGCCUCGGCCGGUGCCGCCAUCUGGGUCAUGUGGUGCACGCGCAACUCAGCUCACGUUUCGUCCACCUACUCCCUCGUCUCGUCCAUUGCCGGUGUCGGUGUCGCUGCUGUCGGUGCGAGCAACGUCGAGUGGGGAUGGAGCGGCGGUUCUGGCCUCGGUGCCAUUUUCGCCGGUCUCGCCAUGGCCCCCGCCAUCUCCGCCCUCUUCGCUGCCACCAUCUUCAUGCUGGUUAAGCUGACUGUCCACCUCCGCACCAACCCCGUGCCCUGGGCCGUCUGGACCUCUCCCUUCUUCUUCCUCAUCGCCGGUACCGUCUGUACGCUGUCGAUCGUUUACAAGGGCUCUCCCCGUCUCGGCCUCGCCAAGAAGCCCCCUUCGUUCAUUGCCGGUGUCUCGCUCGGCACUGGUUUCGCUCUGGCUCUCCUUUCUGCCCUCUUCUUCGUUCCCUAUGUCCACGCCAAGGUUAUCAAGAAGGACAACACCCUUCGCUGGUACAACGUCUUCCAGGGCCCCCUCCUCUUCCGGCGCCCGGCCCCUGCCGGUGCUGAGUUCGCCGAUGUUCCCGACUACGCUGUCAUGAAGCACGGUGGUGAGGACGAUGAUGAGGAGAACCAGGACGGUCCCGAGCAGGGCAUCAAGGGCGAUGUCAUCAACGACAAGUCUAGCGCCAACGACAAGUCCAGUGCCGACGACAUCACCGCCUCCAUCCCCGCCGAGAAGCACCAGGCUGUCGCCCGCGACAACGAGAAGGCCCUCAUGUACAACGAGACGCCUCAGGAAGCCUACAAGCGCCUCUUGAAGCGUGCUCGCGAGCGCCACCACGCCUCCCUUCGCAAGCAGCGCGGUCCCCUCGGCUGGGCCAUGCGUCUUCUCCACAACAACCCCAUGGGCGCCGGUUCCGUCUACGAGCUCCACAACCUCAAGGCCAUCUGCGUCCGUCUGCCCGCUCAGGUCGUUGUCGCCCUCACCUACGGUAUCAGCUACGACAUCCACAAGGCCCAGGUCGGUGUCCUCGGCACCCCUGAGGGUCGCCGCAUGGACCGCGUCUACAAGCACGCUCCCAAGUACGCCAACGAGGUCGAGCACCUGUACUCCUUCGUCCAAGUUAUCACGGCCUGUACCGCCUCUUUCGCUCACGGUGCCAACGACGUCGGCAACGCCGUCGGUGUCUGGGCCGGCAUGUACGCUGCCUGGAGCACCGGCAGGACCGCCGCUUCCAAGGAGCCUGUUCCCCUGUGGCAGAUUGCCGUCGUGGCUCUCACCAUUUGCCUCGGUUUCAUCACCUACGGUUACAACAUCAUGAAGGUCAUGGGCAACAAGAUCACCUACCACUCCCCCUCGCGUGGCUCCUCCAUGGAGAUGGGCGCCGCCAUCACCAUCCUUAUCUUCUCCCAGUACUCUCUGCCCGUCUCCACCUCCAUGUGCAUCACCGGCGCCACCGUCGGCGUCGGUCUGUGCAACGGCACCUUCAAGGCCGUCAACUGGCAGCGUGUUGGCCUCCUCAUGUUCUCCUGGAUCAUGACCAUCCCCAUCGCCGGCGCCAUCGGCGGUCUCCUCAUGGCUCUUGCGGUGAACACACCCAGCUUUGCUUAG